Messenger RNA from Eimeria mitis, 1659 nucleotides. RefSeq names its product Protein kinase domain-containing protein, related. Gene Ontology annotation, biological process: protein phosphorylation. The record is from RefSeq and is a predicted model, not a curated record. Lineage: Eukaryota; Apicomplexa; Conoidasida; Eucoccidiorida; Eimeriidae. Gene Ontology annotation, molecular function: ATP binding; protein kinase activity.
AUGAUUGGGGGGAUCCUCCACAAUGAAGCGCAAGAGAGCAUCGUUUCUCCUUCCAUUAUAGAUAAAUCCAUUCGAGAAGAUGCGCCACUUCAAGCUAGUACAUAUCUUGCAAAAGGGAAUACAGGUACUGCCCGUCCAAGGCAAUGGGAACGAUAUUUACUCUACUUUUUGACUCUGGGUGUGGCAAGUGCGCUUGCAUUCACCGUCCUCUCCAAAAUUCCGGCAGAUGCACGUAGCCGAAUGCCUCUGGACAAGGAAGGCGAAGGCGGAGGUCAUCGUGGGGAUGAUCGUAUGCCUUCUUCUGCGACGCCAUCGAGUGCUGCAACAGAACCAGAGCAGCAACACCAAGCUGAGCCUGCAAAUGCGCCUCCAGCAGACAGUGAGAAGGAUGCGUCUCUUUUGUCUUCGGUAGCCACCGUACCCCCUUCGCGUCCUGAAGAUCAACUACCUUUUUACGACAUGUGGGGCUUGCCGAUGCUUGACCACUUUGAGAAGACACUCCCUCCAGUGGUGAAGCGAGGAGAUGAAAUUGCAGCCUUCCUUGCUAAUACCGGCAUUACCGAGGACGCAGAUGAUCAAGAACCGUACGAAAUACAGACGGUUGCUAGAACGCUGUCGAAUGGUUCCUCGGAUACCUUGAUUGGCAUGACCAUGGUCUUGAACAAUGUGAAGCCAUUGCAUUGGAUGGAGAAAAACGGCCCUCUGAGCCGCAUUGUUCGCAUAAAUAAGUUGCUGGGGAGAGGCACUUCAGCCAUAGUGGUGGAGGCGGAGGAUACGGAUACCCAUGAGUUGUUUGCGAUGCGCAUUUUCCGGCAAGCUGAAGAGUUUGCACAGGGGUAUGAAAGUGAUGAUUCUUUUGUUGCCGAGAUUAGGCGGGAGCUUAGAUUGCAGGAGGAGGGAGCACGGCAGCUAUGCGGCGUCAUUCCAGCAAGUAUGGUUGCCUCAAAGAAGGGCAUCUCAGUUCCCUUGUACACUGCCGACAUUGCUGGAGCUCCUGAAGGCGUGCACGUUGGAGGAUAUUUUAUCUUGGGACGCGUACAGCUAAUGGAGAGGCUUUACGGUGCUGUCGUCAGCCUUUUUACAGACGCGAGAGAAGUUGUAAUUGAAGCACGGGAGUACAUAGCUCGCCGUUUGCUGCAAACUGUUCUCAAAAUCCAGGAGGCAGGCCUCAGCCACAACGACCUGAAGUGGGACAACAUGCUGCUGCGCCCGGACGGUUCAUUCGUUAUCGCCGAUCUGGGUUCCAUCCUCCCGUUUGGAAAACCGUAUAGACACCUGACACUGUACACGCCGGAAUAUCGGGAGCCUCAGCUAGCUCAGCCUAGUUGCUCGGAGUACGGGGACGGGUACACUAUCCCGCAAGCGAGCAGCGACAUGUGGUCCCUUGGGGUCCUCUUGUACGAACUGUUUACAGAUCAGCGAUAUCCAUAUGGAGAAAUCGAAGCCGAAGGCACGGAUACUCCAGAAGUUAUGCUCGCGAAAUGGCUUCUUGAGGGCAACACAAGGUCGGACAUUAUGUUACCUCGCCUAGGGGCUGAGAAAGUACCACCUCGGUGGAUGCAACUUAUUGUGAGAUUGCUGGAGCCAAAAAGGACUCAUAGAAUAACCGCCUGGGGGAUACUUGAGGAGUUUCCUGAACUAGUACACAUUCCAGAAUAA